Messenger RNA from Onychostruthus taczanowskii (white-rumped snowfinch), 900 nucleotides. It is a transcript of the gene IBSP, whose product is annotated as integrin binding sialoprotein. The transcript is spliced from 6 exons. Gene Ontology annotation, biological process: bone mineralization; extracellular matrix organization; cell adhesion. Lineage: Eukaryota; Metazoa; Chordata; Aves; Passeriformes; Passeridae. The record is from RefSeq and is a predicted model, not a curated record. Gene Ontology annotation, cellular component: extracellular region. The coding region runs from base 1 to 900 and encodes 299 amino acids.
AUGAGGAGUGUCCUGGUGUUUGUCUGCCUGGUGGGGAUGGCGUGCACCUUCUCGGUCAAGAGCUGGCUGCGGCAACCCAAGUGGGGUGACUCAGAAGAGAACGCGGUUUUCAAGAGCCGGCACCGGCAUUACCUGUACAGAUACAUCUACGUGUAUCCCCCGCAGCGACGGUACCAGGGUAGUGACUCAUCUGAGGAAGAGGGGGAUGGCUCGGAGGAGGAGGAAGAGGGGGAGCCAUUUUAUGCUGGCACCAGGGCAGCUGGACACCCUGCUGGAGCAGCCCCUGAGGACUGCCAAGGUGCACUUGGAGGAGACGUCACAUCCCCCCAUCAGGGCAAGGGCUGCCAAAGGAUCAGGCAGAGAACUGGCAGCAAGGGGGAAGAGUCUGAAAAUGAAGACAGUGAUGAGAAUGAGGAGGAAGAAGAAGUAGAUGAGAAUGAGAAUGGUGUCAAUGGCACAAGCACCAAUACCACAGAGGGUAUUGGACCUCAUGGCAAUGACACUGUGGUGGCUGAGGAAGGCACUGGUGAAGCUGAGGAAGAGGAGGAAGAGGAGGAGGAAGAAGAAGAAGAAGAGGAAGAAGAGGAGGAGGAGGAGGAAGCUGAAGCCACCACCAUUGCAAGCACCACCAACGAAGAGGGUCUGACACAGGCGACCACUAUGGAUGAUGGGGGACCCAUAGGUGUCACCACAGAUGCCACCACAGCUGAGGGGCUGUGGGAGUAUGAUGUGACAGCCAGGGACCACAGCCGGGGGGAUGAGGGCACCACUGAGGGUGGGUAUGAGGAACAGGAUGAGUAUGCACGCGGGGACAGCUACCGGGCCUACGAAGAUGAGUACAGCUACUACAAAGGGCAUGGGUACGAUGUGUAUGGCCAGGACUACUACUACAGUCAGUGA